AUGGGUCGCGGGUGGUUUCAUCAAGAAGGCCAUGCGCUCGCAAUCCCCAAGCGUGGAGACGUACGACGGAGCCAUUGGCCAGAUUUUACGCCAGGAGACCUUGUCGACGAAAUAGAGCUCUUUACUCCUCCAAGGCGACCUCUGGAACGACCGACCUACCUCUCGUCCGACUCUUAUGCCCCGUACGCCACAUACGAGUACGAGUCCCACGUCCGCUUCCACCUUCACCCCUGUAUUCGACAAGUCCUCCUCAUACGACAGUGCCGCAGGCUCUAUAUCGAUAGCUGUAACGCUUUUGAGGGGCUGCAGAUGUGCAACCAUGAGGUCCAGAGAUUAGCCACCUGUUGGCUUGAUGGCAAAGUAUCUAAGGACUGGGCGAUAGAGCCGUUGUUCUUCUCCGUCACCCACCUUUCUUUUGGCACACCAUUCAUGGCCGACUACCAUUUCACUGACCCUCCAAAUCGGGACUGGCUGAUAGAAGUCGAACUUUUCGGCCCGUCGCUCAAGCACAUCUGCCUGACCCUUUGCGACGACUUUUACGAUGUAGACAGCUGGGACGGUCCUGAGCAUGCAAGAAAGCGCGUGGUAGAAACGCUCGAAGGAGACCUUUCGUUCGAAGUCUGGCCCACGAUAGAUCAGAAGACGUCCCUGACGUUACACGACGCGAGACCCGAGGCUUUCCCAGUUGGCCUAGCAGAUACGGUGAUAUACGAGAUGCCUAGAAGGACGGAUGCUGGUGUGGAUGAGUGGAAGGAGCAGAUCAUGAUGAUAAAAGGGGAUAUGGGAUGCUACAUGUCCGAGUUGGGAUACGAGCUACGACAAGGCGAAGCGGGAGCAGACAGCUGGAAGCCCCAGUUUCAGCCUUGGAAAAUACGUUUCACCAAUAUGGCGCCCCUUCCAGCCGACGUCGGGAUAUUUCCCAGCUCUUCUUGA
Cryptococcus amylolentus CBS 6039 is the source of this 933-nucleotide messenger RNA. RefSeq lists its product as hypothetical. Lineage: Eukaryota; Fungi; Basidiomycota; Tremellomycetes; Tremellales; Cryptococcaceae. The transcript has 2 exons. The coding region runs from base 1 to 933 and encodes 310 amino acids. The record is from RefSeq and is a predicted model, not a curated record.